GAGGCUCAGAGCGCUCGCUGUGGCUUCAGUACGGCUUCAGCCAUGGCCUCGCUCGUGAAGAAGAUAAUCAGCACUACUAAGGCCCCUGCACUGGGUCCCUACAGCCAAGCCGUGCUGGUGGACCGGACAAUGUACAUUGCAGGGCAGAUAGGGCUGGAACCUUCCACUGGGCAGCUUGUCUCUGGAGGGGCAAAGGAGGAAGCCAAGCAGGCUCUAAAAAACAUGGGAGAAAUCCUGAAAGCUGCAGGCUGUGACUAUGGCAAUGUUGUGAAGACUACAGUUUUGAUGGCAGACAUGAAGGACUACAAUGAUAUUAAUGAUGUUUACAAACAAUUUUUCAAGGCAAACUUCCCAGCCAGAGCAGCCUAUCAAGUUGCUGCUUUGCCCAGAGGGGCCAGAGUUGAGAUUGAAGCUAUUGCCAUUCAGGGACCUCUCCAAGAUGCUUCAGCAUGACUAUAAGUAGAGACUGGAUAUCUUACAAUGACGGUUUUUGAUUUAGUUAAUACUUCUCCUUUGUAUCAGAUUCCCACAGCUGACUAACAGCAGUUGCACACAGUUGAAAUCAGUAAACUUACUAAGGAAAGGUGUUUUCUUCAGGACUUACAAUGAGUUCUCUGCUGGCAAACCCUGAAAAGUGCCUAAAAUCAGCUGAGCCAGAUUGCAGGACAGGCCCUGCCCUUUGUGGAGGUGACUGGAUAUUCAGGUAUUAAGGUACAUACUUGGGUGAAUGUAUUAGAGUUGUACUAUGGGUGAUCUGGACAUGGAAAACUAUACUGAUUUGCUGUAGUGGGUUUUUAGGAACAAUUUUAAAUCAGAAAAAAUGACAAAUGAGAAAAUGGAACACUUGAAUUGCUUAGCACUCAUCUUCUGAGAAAUUUUACUUUAUUUGCUUCUGAAUUUUUUUAACUUCUUGCUUCAUAUAAUAGAUUACUGUUGGGACUGAUGUUUUCAUAUGUAAGCGAUUGCGUGAGAAAGUUAAUAUUAAUUUCAGAAGGAAGAAAAUUAUGCUUUUCUGAAGUAAAGCGGUACCUUUAUAAAUUAGAUGAAAAUUAAUAUCUACCUGUAACCUUUUUCAUAGUCCUUUUUCAUAGCAAUUCAACUUUGACUAUGUUUUGAUUUUAAAAAAAGCAACAAAAAUUAAAAAAAUGUUU
Messenger RNA from Cinclus cinclus, 1151 nucleotides. RefSeq names its product reactive intermediate imine deaminase A homolog (gene RIDA). The transcript is spliced from 6 exons. Gene Ontology annotation, cellular component: cytosol. Gene Ontology annotation, molecular function: deaminase activity. The record is from RefSeq and is a predicted model, not a curated record. The coding region runs from base 43 to 453 and encodes 136 amino acids. NCBI's taxonomy places the organism in Eukaryota, Metazoa, Chordata, Aves, Passeriformes, Cinclidae.